This is a messenger RNA of Drosophila ficusphila, 2340 nucleotides long. Its product is annotated as DDB1- and CUL4-associated factor 10 homolog. Gene Ontology annotation, molecular function: protein binding. Gene Ontology annotation, cellular component: Cul4-RING E3 ubiquitin ligase complex. The record is from RefSeq and is a predicted model, not a curated record. The coding region runs from base 380 to 2215 and encodes 611 amino acids. NCBI's taxonomy places the organism in Eukaryota, Metazoa, Arthropoda, Insecta, Diptera, Drosophilidae. The transcript has 3 exons.
AAAAUUAUUUAAACAAAUAGCUUAAAAAUGUACUACAUGUUUCAAAGAUUCCCAUGUCAAAUAAACAGUAUUAUUAGAAAACAGGCAUAUUCGCGUUGAAUAGGAAUGGAUGAGUUGAAAUGACAACAGUUAACUUUUCGGAUGUGAUCGUAAAAUGUUUUCACUUUAUUGAGUCCCGUUUAGUUUAAAAAAAAAAAAACAAUUCGGUUACAUGCUGCACUGUUUUGCAGCCCUCGUUUGAUAAAAAAAAAAAAAACCAAGGCCACGGGGGAAACUAAUUUCGCGGUGUCUGAGAAAUCGCGAAUUGGGCUCCACACGCACGCAGAGAGCUCCUUCUGGUUUCUGAGACUCGGGAUACCCUCCCCAAGAUCUUCGCAAGAUGGAGCGCUACUUAAGCCGCCGCGAAAGUGGCUUCCACAUCCACCGCGGAGACGAGAACUUCGUGAUGCGGCGGAUCUACAGCUCGAUGAAUAUGUUCAACAGCUACCACGCCAACUGCAAGCCCACAGAGGCGGGGCGCACUGGGGCAAUCUUCAACCUGGAGUUCAAUGCCGACGGCAACGUCGUUGUGGCCGCCACCGAGCGAAAGUGCGUUCUGGUCUUCGACGCCAUUACACAAAAGGAGAUCUGCAAGGUACCAGACGCCCACUCGGAUAGUGUUAACUGCAUCAAAUUCUUCGAUGAGCGUUUAUUCGCCACUGGUUCCGAUGACUUUACUGUUGCCAUUUGGGACCUAAGAAACAUGAAGCAGAAGCUGCGGAUGCUCCACGGACACUCGAAUUGGGUAAAAAACAUUGAGUACUCCUCUAAGGACAAACUGCUCGUCAGUUCCGGCUUCGACGGCAGCAUCUUCACCUGGGACAUCAACUCGCAGACGGAACAGGGCCUUAUCUCGCAGCGCGUUUUUCACGCCAGCGGACUGAUGCGCUGCCGAAUCUCGCCUACGGGCGACAAGUUGGUCCUCUGCACCAGCGGGGGCUAUAUUAUGAUCAUCCACAAUCUCGACCUAACCACGCUGCACAAGGAUCUGUGCGGAUUCAGGCCCGGAAUCUACCGUUUGAUGCAGCUGGGCGAACAGUACAUCCCGCAGGCUGCCAAGUACGACCACGUCUUCUCAAAGCGCCAGAAGAAAAACCGCGUCGAGCUGGUCACCGACUUCCCGGAGCACAACGAUGCCGAGAUGAUCAUGGCCCUGCAGAUCCACCCGCAUUGUCGCUGCAUGCUGACCCGCAACGUCAGCUGCGACGAGCAGAGCGAGUGGACCUGCAUUCAUGACAUCAACGAGGAGCCGGUGCGCAGUGAGGAUGACCCCGAGGAGACAGAGCCGCAGCCAAAGCGAAAGCGAGUGUCCGCUAGCCGCAGCGCAUCGAGCGAUCCCUCACAGGACCGCGAUACGGAUGGGCUGCCACCCAGACAACCGCGACUGCGCAUGGGUACCGUGCAGGUGUUCCACCUGGACAACGCAGCCUCGGGCCGACUGGGAUCCGGCAACGCCCCCGCAUCGCCGCGAGCGGACACCUUCAUACCGGACAUUUGGGCUGCGGAGGUCACGGUCCAGGAGCGGGCCAUCCGACAGAGCCGGGCGCGCAACUCCAACAACCCGGUGAGCGGCUACAACUUUGUGUACGCAAUCAGCAGCGGCGUGCUCCCGCUGCGGCCUUCGGUGGCCAGUCGCCUGAUGGUCAACAGCAGCUCUAACCGACUGCCAAGUACUCCGCCGCCUUCAGAUAGCAGCAAUUCCAGUAGUAGCAGUUCCAGCAGCAGCAGCUCCAGUAACAGCGACACCACGGUGCGACUUGAGAUUGGCCAUCGCGUUCGUCUGCGACCUCUGAUGACUAGCAACGCGGCAGCGGCUACGUCCAAGGAGAACGGUCACUCCAUUCUGGUGAACGCCAAGAAGUUGCUCUACUAUGCAGCCGAGACGAACACCAAGCCGGGCUUCAUCAAGGAGCCGGGAUUCUCAGCGGACGGGCGGAUAGUGUGCUCGCCGUAUGGCAACGGGGUGCGUUUACUUGGCUACAGCGAUGACUGCUGCGACUUUCCCCAGUCCCAGGCCUUCGAGGAGGUGAAGCGCAAUCCCCGGAAGCUGGUCCAGCUGGCUAAGAUCACCGAACACCAGGACGUCGUGCUGUGCGCCAAGUUCAGCCCCCGCGAACCGCUCUUAGUAACGGGCUGCAACGGCGGGGAGGUGACCUGGUACCGCCCCAACCUCUAGACUUAAGUUGAGCCCGCGAGUCCUGUCGCACUGUAAAUUUACUUUAUUUUUAGGCAUACUUUGACUUAUCCCCAUCGAAAAUGGGUAGCAUGAAAUACAAGCAGCAGAUAAUUAUGGUGAACCGA